AUGUAUCUUCAAACCUCUAAAUAUCAAGUACUCUCGAUGAUUGGUUAAGGUUCUGCACACUAAGUGUUUAAAGCUGAGCACAAUCUAACACAAAAGCUAUUUGCAAUUAAAAUGGAAAAAUCUCCUAAGUUAGGCCAAAUAGAGGGUGAGAUUAAAGUCCUUAAAGAAUUAAAUGGAAUUGAAGGUGUUCCAAAUUUAAUACACCAUGGAAUAACCCCAGAGAAUAAGUAAUAAAUAUAUAAAUAAAUUUAGGUGCUUUCUUAUUAUGCCACUACUAAAUUGUAGCUUACGGGAUUUAGUGAAAUCUUAGCAAUUAUCUUUAUCCUGCAUAUUGGCAAUAGGAUUAAGUCUUAUUGAGACUUUAGAAAAUGUUCAUAAAAAAAAUAUUUUACAUCUAGAUAUUAAACCAGAAAAUAUUAUGAUAUCAUAAAAAAUACAAAAAAAUUCAAAAGACUAACUUCUCAAACCUGGAUUUAUUUAACUCAUCGAUUUUGGGUUAUCUCAAACUUUAGGAAAUUCAAAAUUCUUAAAAAAUGUAUUUAUUGGCUCGUUAAACUUUGCAAGCAGAGCAUCCCAUAAAGGAGAAUAAUUAGGUUAUAAAGAUGAUUUAGAAAGCCUAUUUUAUGUAUUAGUCUAUUUGAGAAAUUGUAUUCAUUAAUAUUAACUCUAGGUAAUUUGCCAUGGUCUCAAAAGCCUUCUAUGGGAUUUAAAAAUAUGGACAUAAAAUUUAUUGGAGAGAUGAAGACUUCUAUCUUUAAUACCAUGACAUUAUGCCAAAAAUUUCCUUUGGAAUUUUCAAAAUUUAUGUCAUACAUUAACGAACUUAAACACUAUUAAAUGCCUGAUUAUUCUUUAAUUAAGGAGAUGUUUAUUAAAAUGUUGCAAACAACCUCUUUUUCUCCUAUAAUGGAUUAAUUUUUGAAUAAUUCUCCUAUAUAAUCGAUUAAUCAACUGGGAAAUUCGGAAACGAUGUAGCUUCCAAUUGAUAAACAUCUUCUAAAUAAUAAUUCUAUCGAAACUUAAAUUUAAGAUGAUAUAAUAGAUAUAGAAGCAAAGGUUGUUCAUUUAUCUGAUCUGAUUGGAAAAUAUACUACAGUUUAAAUCAAAUCCAUAUAAACAUUAAAUAUUGACUAUGAUUAUAAUUUUUCUAAUUAAUGA
This is a messenger RNA of Paramecium pentaurelia, 1158 nucleotides long. The record is from the annotation of a GenBank genome assembly. Lineage: Eukaryota; Ciliophora; Oligohymenophorea; Peniculida; Parameciidae.